Nannizzia gypsea CBS 118893 is the source of this 627-nucleotide messenger RNA. RefSeq lists its product as hypothetical. The coding region runs from base 1 to 627 and encodes 208 amino acids. The transcript has a single exon. Lineage: Eukaryota; Fungi; Ascomycota; Eurotiomycetes; Onygenales; Arthrodermataceae. The record is from RefSeq and is a predicted model, not a curated record.
AUGCCUUCGAUCACCUCCCCAUCCGGGCCCCCAGCUAUCUUCAGCCAUCGCCGUAUGCCCAUUACCCAGGAAUAUCAUGUCAUGGACCGAUACGCUGGACACGCUUCCCGCUGCAGAAUCUGUGCAAACCCAGUUGAUGCCAUCAUCAAGGGAGGAAACCUUUGUGACCGUGGUAUUCGACAUGCACACAACUUCAUCCUCUGCAUCCGGAGCCACGAGGGGAAAGCCUUUGCUGCCGCCGAUAUCGAGUUCACGCCGAAGGAGAUAGACAUCCCACUAGAGUUCAGCGUUAUUAGUGACCUUCUUCGCGCCCUUGACCUAGGUCUCCUGGCCAAACUUCAGAAACCGCAACCGGUAGUCAUCAACACCACAAACCACACCCGCUCCUCCCGAGAAGACAAUACUCCAUCUAGCCCUGUCUCGCCGCCUGCAUCACUACCCGAGCGUUCAAGCAGUACAGUAGUGGUUGUCUCUUCCCGUAAGGGCAAAGAGUCAUCUCGUGAUGACCUUUCCUUUUCUCGCCGUGGGACCCUCUAUCCUAAUGAGACCUCUAGUCAGCCUGUCACUCGCACGUUCCACUCCACUUCCAAGUCAGGAGUCAGAGUCCCAUCUACAUACCUAUCGUGA